AUGAACAAUGUAGAUUCAGUUGGUCCACCAGAUCCAGUGUCAAAUUUGAGACCAAUUAAAUAUCAUAAACCAAAACAUGAAUCUCUAGUUGAACGUAAAUUGAGACUUAAACGAAUUGAAGUUGCUAAAUGGAAUCAUGAAUUUUGGAGUAGUCAUAAUUUAAGAUUUGUCAAAGAAAGAGAUGCUUACAAAAAAUGUUUAGCGGAUAAGGGCAUUCCAACAGCUAAUGCUGAUCAAAUGUCUGAAUUUUACAAAGAUUUUCUUGACAGAAAUUGGAAAACACAUUUGACUUAUAACUUUGAGUGGUAUAAGAAAAAUAUAUCAAUUGUACGAUUAAUGAUGAAUACAAAUAUAUACAAAGCGAUUCAAUGGACUAAAAAAUUUAAAUUCUAA
Cinara cedri is the source of this 393-nucleotide messenger RNA. The record is from the annotation of a GenBank genome assembly. NCBI's taxonomy places the organism in Eukaryota, Metazoa, Arthropoda, Insecta, Hemiptera, Aphididae.